AAAUGUGUCUUGCUCAGGCAGGCAGAGUAUCAGUUCAAACACAGUUCUCUGAGAGAUCUGGGAAGCCACCACAACCAGCAUGGGCAAGAUCAUCUUCUACGAGGACAGGAACUUCCAGGGUCGCUCCUAUGAGUGCAUGAGCGACUGCUCUGACAUGUCCUCCUACCUGAGCAGGUGCCACUCCUGCAGGGUGGAGAGCGGCUGUUUCAUGGUCUACGACCGUCCCAACUACAUGGGAAACCAGUACUUCAUGAGGAGGGGCGAGUAUGCUGACUACAUGAGCAUGAUGGGAUGGAGCGGUGGCAUCAGGUCUUGCCGUAUGAUCCCCAUGCACAGAGGCCAGUUCAGAAUGAGGAUCUAUGAGAGGGAGAACUUCGGUGGUCAGAUGUACGAGCUGAUGGACGACUGUGACAACAUCAUGGACCGUUACCGUAUGUCCGACUGCAUGUCCUGCAACGUGAUGGACGGCCACUGGCUGAUGUAUGAGCAGCCCCACUACAGAGGCAGGAUGAUGUACCUGAGGCCUGGAGAGUACAGGAGCUUCAGGGACAUGGGAUACAGCGGCAUGAGGUUCAUGAGCAUGAGGCGUAUCAUGGACAUGUGCUAAAUGCACAUUUUAACUUUAAUAAAUGAUUUAAAUUUCGGAAUUCUCCU
Molecule: messenger RNA, 654 nt
Organism: Scatophagus argus
Lineage: Eukaryota; Metazoa; Chordata; Actinopteri; Scatophagidae
Product: gamma-crystallin M3-like
Exons: 3
Coding region: 80-607 (175 amino acids)
Biological process (GO): lens development in camera-type eye; visual perception
Molecular function (GO): structural constituent of eye lens
Source: RefSeq, a predicted model, not a curated record